CUAUGCCACAAAAAAGUAUACCUUAGUAAGUAGAAAUAUCUUACCAUAGGCAAUAUAGACAAAUUCAACUAAUAUUUCUCUUAAUUAGAUCAUUGUUUUUAUACAAUUACUAUCAUUAAGCCUAUUUCUAGAUUUAUGUAUUUUUUACUGUUAAGCUUUAAAUUGUCUUGUUCUGUUGACAGAUAUUUUUAGGUUAUUUCAAGCAUUUAUUUCUAGAAAAGAAACAAAAUUAUCUGCUAAUAUAAUAAGACAUGUUUAAGUAAAUAGGUCUUGAUAUAGGCUUAAUGAUCUUCUAUUUGUUUAUACACAGAUCAGCCAUAAAAUUAAAACUACUGACAAGUGAUGUGAAUAACAAAUUAUUUCAUUACAAUGGCACCUGUCAAGGAGUGGGAUUUAUUAGGCAGCAAGUGAACAGUUAGUUCUUGAAGUUGAUGUGUUUGAAGCAGGAAAAAUGGGCAAGUGCAAGGAUGUGAGCAACUUUGACAAGGGCCCAAUUGUGAUUGGUAGAUGACUGGGUCAGAGCAUCUCCAAAACAGCAGGUCUUGUGGGGUUCCCACUAUGCAGUGGUUAGUACCUACCAAAAGACGUCCAAAGAAGGACAACCAGUGAACCAGCGACAGGGUAAUUUGUGCCAACGGCUCAUUGAUUGCUGAAAAAGCACCAAUUGCUGAAAAUGUUAAUGCUGGCUAUGAAAGAAAGCAGUCCGAACACGGUGCAUUGCAGCUUGCACAGUGCAUGAGGCUGGGUAACUGUAGAGUGUCAGAGUGCCCAUGCUGAUCUUUUGUCCACCGCCGAAAGCACCUACUAUGGCCAUGUGAGCAUCAGAACUGGACCAUGGACCAAUGGAAGAAGGUGGCCCUUUUUAAUGUUAUGGCCGAUAGGUGUAUAAAAAUCUCAUGAAGGUAUCUUCAUUUGCUAAGUUAGCAUUGUUGCAGUGUAUAACUGCAUCAUCAUCCGGGGAAAAACAGUGAUUUAAUAACUCCAAAGAGACAUGAUUGUUGACCUGCACAAAACAGGCAGUGUAUGUAAAGUAAAAAACAAAACCCCAAAACAUUUAUUUACAAAACUUCUGUAAGUCAUUCUGGAUAAGGGCCUCUACUAAAUGUCAUAAUUUAUUAUACAGUUAAAAACACCACUAAGCCCAAACAGGGCUUUAAAAAUUCAAGUUUUAAAAGUCAAUUAGGCACCACUGCACAAGCUACUUGCCCAAAAAAGUACUUCACUAUGCAUUAUUGGAACAACAAUUUGAUUGGAUUGGAUGUGGUCAUAUGGGACAAAUGUGAAAUGUUUUGACCAUGACCUCCAUCAGGAUGUUUGACUAGAAAGGGGACAAAAUCUUCAUACCCACUGUAAAAUAUGGUUCUGGGGACUGUUUGUCAUUGUCAUGAAUUCUACUAACCCUAAUAUUUUAGCCUGAAAACUGGCUGCCUUUGCCAGGAGGUUACUCUUGUAGCUGGAACUUUGAACAAGACAUCUUUGAUUUGUUCAAAUCUACACUGAAGGUGUUAGCUGGAAUGCAAAUAAAUUUCAGCAGCUGGAUAUCUCAGUAUCUAGAUUUGAAGCCUGUGUAAUGAGCUUGAAAUGUUUUGCAUGGACUAGUGUCUCCAACAUGACCUUAGAAUUAUAAGGGUCUAUCUCCCAUUCAUUCUUAACCCGGAUAAAAUUUUAUAACACUAAGGUCUCCAACCCUAUUAGACAGGCAGAAGCCGCAGUGUUAUUCUCCCCAGGGGUGAAUUAUGGUGCUGUGGAAAAAGUGUGGAUACAAUUUACGCUUCAAUAAAUAACUCAUUUAAAAACUAUUUUGCAUUCAUUCAGGUUGCCUUUGUUUUAUCUUAGAUUUUGUUUUUAUUACUGAAACAAUUUACUAGGAGAUGUACACAUAAACAGAAGAAAUCAGGAUGCGGACAAACACUUUUUCACAGCACUGUACCUGAGUAACAAUUGUUGGUGUGAUGAUCAUUUUGAAAGCAAAAUUUAACCUCAAAAUAUCAUUCAUUGCAUGUGCUAUUCAUUUUAUAUAUUAAUGUUGGCUCAUUUAUCUGAACGGUGCCAAUAAUUCUAUGUAAUAUGAUAGGAGACCAUAGCAUGGGUAUCAUAUGGUUAUUUGAGCGUCCUGGUUUUAAGUUAGCAUUACUAGCUGCUCCUUUUAAGGAUGUUAAUGUAGAUGUGUAGACAACAUAAAGCUCAGUGCUAAUACUAAACUUGUUCUUCAGUCAUUUCUGAACACAGAUUAUUUGAUCAAACUGAAUAGAGUAGUAUCUAGUGUGUGUUAGAGAACAGGAUAAAAAGAAUAUCCAAACCUACCUUUAAUAGUGAAAACUCUUCCAUUAUGGCUCCAUCCAUGAUCCAGUGUGGGGUGAUGAUGCUUGUCUUUGAUUUUGCUUCCGCAGGGCGUGUGCUCUGGAAGUUGAAGGAACGUGUGCAUUCAAUCCAUGAGCAAAGAGCUGAACGGCGCUUGCUAAUAACGCACAAAUCUCAUCUCAUUGAGGGUCAAAUUCACCAGAAACUUGACCAUUUUAAUGGCAAAAACAUGGACACCCUCCCUCAGAAAUUCAUUGUGAAUGAAGCUUACUGGAAAAAGCCUGAUGGUCCUGUGUUUCUCUACAUCAGUGGUGAAGGCCCUCUGUCCAAAUUUAGCGUGUUGGCUGGUCACUAUGUGGCGAUGGCAGAGAAGCAUGGAGCACUGGUGGUGGCACUCGAACACCGUUUCUACGGUUCAAGCAUCAAUCCAGGUGGCCUGGAGCUUUUGAAUCUGCAGCACCUUUCCAGUCAGCAGGCCCUUGCAGAUCUGGCUGCUUUCCACAGCUUUAUCAGUCAGAAAUAUGGCCUCACUGACAAGAACAUCUGGAUCAGUUUCGGGGGCUCAUAUGCUGGCGCUCUCUCCGCCUGGUUCAGGGGAAAGUUUCCCCACCUUGUCUAUGGGGCUGUGGCAUCCUCGGCUCCUGUUCAGGCCAAACUGGAUUUUUCUGCAUAUAACAAGGUGGUGGGACAUAGUCUUACAGAGGAAAGUGUAGGAGGCUCUUAUAAGUGUUUACGCAGUGUUCGGAAGGCCUUUGUGGCUCUGGAGGCAGCUCUGCUUGGAGGGAAAGAGAUGAAGGUGGUGAAGGAUUUCGGAUGCUGUAAUGUGCCAAAGAGCCCAGAGGACCGCACUGAGCUCGUGCAGAGCGUGGCUGACAUCUUCAUGGGAAGUGUGCAGUACAAUGAGGAAGGAGUGAUGCUGACCAUCUCUCAAAUCUGUGACAUCAUGACCAACCAGAGCCAAGAGGAGGUCUAUGACAGGCUGGUCGAACUUGCAGCGAUGUAUCGUGCUAUGGCGAAGGAGCCAUGUCUGGAUAUCUCUCACCAACACACCAUCCUGAACCUGAAUAAAAGCACCAGUGGCAGCUUUGGGUACAGACAGUGGUACUUCCAGACCUGCAGCGAGUUCGGCUUCUAUCAGACCUGUGACGAUGCUAGCUGCCCAUUUGUGCAUGUGCUGACGCUGCAGGACCAUACUCAGCUCUGCCCCCAGCUGUUUGAGAUUCCUGAACACACACUCCCCAUGAACAUCGCUUUCACCAACCAGUACUAUGGAGGAGCUCAGGCCCAAACCCAGCGUGUGCUCUACAUCAAUGGUGACAUUGACCCUUGGAUGGAGCUAAGUAUUGUACGUAAUGGGACCAGAGUGGAUGAGGACAGAGCCAUCGUGAUUCACGGUGCUGCUCACUGCGCGGAUAUGAACCCUACACACUCCGGGGACAAGCCCUCACUACGCCAGGCCAGGAAGGAAAUUGAAAGGCAUGUUGUCAUGUGGCUGAGGAGUGCAGCAUGGGAGUACAGGCCCUGACCAAUCAGCAUGCUUGAAAGCUGAUCACCUGACUGAACCACUUUGCUCCACCGUGACCCUUCUCUUCUGCCUUCUGUCAAAUUAUCUUAUCAGGCUGCUUGUGUGAUGUGAGUGUGUGUAUGCCUGUGUGACUAGGUGUUGGGACAGAAAGUUACUAAAUGUGUAUGUAGUUUGUAUGUCUAUCAGUAUCAGGCCAUCACUGAGAAAGAACUUCCAAGCUGUGUGUGCGUGUGUGUGUGUGUGUGUGUGUGUGUGUGUGUGUGUGUGUGUGUGUGUGUGUGUGUGUGUGUGUGUUUAUAACAAAAAGAUAUUUUAUUCUAUUAGUAUUAGUUCUUGAUUGACAUCAUCAUUAACAUAACAUUUAUAUGACUUCACGGUAAACAGUCUAAUGUACAUAAAAAUGUAACAUUAAGACAAAAAAACAAAACAAAUAAGCAAGAAAAUAAUUAAUUGUGGUGUGAUGAUUAGAUUUGUAUGGUUGUUUUCAUGUUCUUUAACAAUUUAACCGUUACAAAACAAACAGAAAACUGGAAUCAGACUGCUAGCUGUAAACAAUCCAGAUGACGGAUACAGCAUCAUUUUAUUGCGAUGUAUGAUGUAUAGUCACUAUGCGCUAAUAAAACAAGUAAUACUUUUUUA
Molecule: messenger RNA, 4465 nt
Organism: Ictalurus punctatus (channel catfish)
Lineage: Eukaryota; Metazoa; Chordata; Actinopteri; Siluriformes; Ictaluridae
Product: serine protease 16
Exons: 12
Coding region: 2330-3826 (498 amino acids)
Biological process (GO): proteolysis
Cellular component (GO): lysosome; endosome
Molecular function (GO): serine-type exopeptidase activity; dipeptidyl-peptidase activity
Source: RefSeq, a predicted model, not a curated record